AUGAACACCUCAGAGGUAAUCACAGCUGGAGAGAUAGAUUACGAGUCACUACCGGCAAAUGCUCCAUUGGCAAGCCAACUGAUGGCUGGUGCAUUUGCUGGUAUAAUGGAACACUCGGUUAUGUUUCCUAUAGAUGCUUUAAAGACCCGAAUACAAUCAGCUUCCGGUGGUGCAGCUUCAUCGGGGAUGCUUUCCCAAAUUAGCAAGAUAUCUACUGCGGAGGGGUCCCUGGCACUUUGGAAAGGUGUCCAAUCUGUUAUUCUGGGUGCUGGGCCUGCUCACGCUGUGUAUUUUGCAACUUAUGAAUAUACAAAAUCUCAACUGAUAGAUCCUCAGGAUUACCAGACUCAUCAGCCGCUAAAGACAGCCUUAAGUGGUACUGCUGCUACAAUUGCAGCAGACGCAUUAAUGAAUCCAUUCGAUACCAUCAAGCAAAGAAUGCAACUAAGCACAACAUCUUCCAUGACAAGCGUGGCCAAGCAGAUCUAUCAAAAGGAAGGUAUAAUGGCAUUUUAUUACUCAUAUCCAACAACUAUAGCGAUGAACAUCCCAUUUGCAGCUUUUAAUUUUGUCAUUUAUGAAUCUUCGACCAAAGUUUUCAAUCCAUCGAACGAUUAUAAUCCAUUGAUACAUUGUCUUUGUGGUGGAAUAAGUGGUGCCACUUGUGCUGCAGUAACUACUCCACUUGACUGUAUAAAGACCGUCCUGCAAGUGAGAGGUAGUGAAACAGUAUCGCUACCGAUUUUCAGAAAUGCGGAUACAUUUUCAAAAGCCACGAAAGCCGUAUACAAGAUACAUGGUUGGAAUGGGUUUUGGCGCGGUUUAAAACCUAGAGUCAUUGCAAACAUGCCAGCCACAGCUAUCUCUUGGACAGCAUAUGAAUGUGCUAAACAUUUUUUCAACCCAAAUUGA
Molecule: messenger RNA, 912 nt
Organism: Torulaspora delbrueckii
Lineage: Eukaryota; Fungi; Ascomycota; Saccharomycetes; Saccharomycetales; Saccharomycetaceae
Exons: 1
Coding region: 1-912 (303 amino acids)
Biological process (GO): iron import into the mitochondrion
Cellular component (GO): mitochondrial membrane
Molecular function (GO): ferrous iron transmembrane transporter activity
Source: RefSeq, a predicted model, not a curated record